Messenger RNA from Pterocles gutturalis (yellow-throated sandgrouse), 929 nucleotides. RefSeq names its product folate receptor gamma-like. Gene Ontology annotation, molecular function: olfactory receptor activity. Gene Ontology annotation, cellular component: external side of plasma membrane; membrane. The record is from RefSeq and is a predicted model, not a curated record. The transcript is spliced from 6 exons. NCBI's taxonomy places the organism in Eukaryota, Metazoa, Chordata, Aves, Pterocliformes, Pteroclidae. Gene Ontology annotation, biological process: G protein-coupled receptor signaling pathway. The annotation marks the transcript as partial.
AUGGGAGCAGGGCAGGUGCUGCUCGUGCUCCUGGCCACCUCUGCAGUGAUGCCAUCGAAGGACCCGCUGCUGAACGUCUGCAUGGACGCCAAGCACCACAAAACCCAGCCUGGCCCCGAGGGGAUGCUGCAUGCCCAGUGCUCUCCCUGGAAGGACAACGCCUGCUGCACGGCCAACACCAGUGCAGAAGCCCACAAGGACCAGUCCAACCUGUACAACUUCAACUGGAACCACUGCGGGGUGAUGCCGCCCAAGUGCAAGCGCCACUUCAUCCAGGACACGUGUUUGUACGAGUGUUCCCCCAACCUGGGGCCCUGGAUCGACCAGGUUGACAGCAGCUGGCGUCGGGAGAGGAUUCUCCACGUGCCGCUCUGCAAGGAGGACUGUGAGGAGUGGUGGGAGGACUGCAAGGACUCCGUCACGUGCAAAGAGAACUGGCACAAGGGCUGGAACUGGGCGACAGGAACUAACCGCUGUCCUUGGGGCUCCAUGUGCAGACCCUUCAGCCACGUCUUCCCCCAACCCAAAGACCUGUGUGAGAAGAUCUGGUCCAACUCCUACAGAUACACCACGGAGCGCCGGGGCAGCGGGCGCUGCAUCCAGAUGUGGUUCGACCCUGCCCAAGGGAACCCCAACGUGGUUGUGGCCAAGUACUAUGCUUGGAAAAAGAGAUCCUCCCCUGCGUGGAUGGAGAGUGUGACUCCUGCGACCGACGCGGCCGUGGGUGCUCUGCCGUGGGCUGUCCUGGUCCUGCUGUCUCUGGUCCUUAUGGCCAUCUCUGUUCACCAGUAUGGCCAGCACUUUUGCCCUCUCAUUCACGUCUUCAUGGCCAACAUCUACCUGCUGGUCCUCCCCAUGCUGAACCCCAUCAUCUGCAGCAGAAAAACUGAAUGGAUCUGGAGGGGCAUCCUCAUUGUCCCGUUGCCCAG